UGCUGCCAGAUUUAAUAACGGCACGGUAUCUACCGGCAACGUAUAUGACCAUUUUGGGUGAGGGUGCAAGUUAGACUGUUGCUACGGGCGGGGCCUGGCGCUUGCUUUUCGUAUUUUUCCUGGUGACGCAAUGACGCAGUGCGGUGCUCAGGAAGCGGGGAGGCCCCGAGCGGCCUACUGCAGAGCCGGAGACCGGGGCCUGGAGUAACGGGCCCGGUGAUCGGGCCCGUUGAGAGUGGUGGCUUGGCGAGAGGAAAACUCUGGACGUAGGAAACCUGAAGCGUUUCUGGGGUCAGAGGUCAUCAGACUACAGGGGUCAAAGGUCAUAUUUAGGGGAGGUGGGAGGGAGUUGUUUAGAGGAGCCAGGUGGGUCAGAGGUUAAAACUGGUCGGGGGCCUCUGAAAAAUUAACUGAUCUGUGAAGAGGACAGAUUAAUGUAAUCAAAAUCGGUGUCUGUCAGCACCCAGUCCUAAAGACCUGUCUCACCUGUCAAAAUUCAACGUGCCUGCGUACCCAGGCCUGUGACUAUUUCGGUUACAUUUUGAGCUUUAAAUGAGUCUUCAUCAAGAAAAACACACCUGCUCAAACUGGGGCCAUAACACUUAAAUCAAAAGAUCCAGGUUGGAGGUUACUUAAUUUAGAUUUUGAGGUGUCUGUCUAUUAGUGAUCUAAGUUAAAGCUGCCAUGGAGGGGAUGGAUGUGGAUCUUGACCCAGAGCUCAUGCAGAAGUUCAGCUGUUUGGGAACCACAGAUAAGGAUGUCCUGAUCUCUGAGUUCCAGAGGCUUCUUGGUUUCCAGCUCAAUCCUGCUGGCUGCGCUUUCUUUUUGGAUAUGACUAACUGGAAUCUCCAGGCUGCUAUAGGUGCAUAUUAUGACUUUGAGAGUCCAAGUGUCACAGUUCCUUGUAUGUCAUUUGUUGAAGAUGUGACAAUUGGUGAGGGGGAAUCUGUACCACCAGACACCCAGUUCACAAAGACAUGGAGGAUCCAAAACACAGGGUCAGAGGCUUGGCCUCCAGGAGUAUGCUUGAGGUACGUCGGAGGUGAUCAGUUUGGGCAUGUAAACAUGGUAUUAGUGCGCUCACUGGAUGCCCAGGAGAUGACCGAUGUUAGUGUGCAAAUGUGCAGCCCAAGCCAGGCUGGCAUGUACCAGGGCCAAUGGAGGAUGUGUACUGCUACUGGCAUGUACUUUGGAGAUGUUAUCUGGGUGAUCCUCAGUGUGGAGGCCGGAGGCCUUUUAGGGGUUACUCAACAGCUUUCUUCCUUCGAGACAGAAUUUAACACUCAGCCUCACCGCAAACUAGGGUGCGAUUAUAACCCCUUUGCAUCUCCUCAGAAGAGCCGGUCCCCUGAUAGGGAAGAUACAGGGAGCUGGGAAACCGUGACAGACCCCCCUGAAUGUGAUCAGAAUGGACUGUCUCAGACCUCUGUAAAUAUAUGUACAUCUGAUCACCCGGCCAGUCGGUCUGUAGCUACAUAUAGAGAGAGUGUGCAUGGGCCUUACCCCUUUGGAGAAUCCUAAAAAGAACUUUUCCAGUCCAAAAGCUCUGUUUCUCUAUUCCCUCUCCCGAGGAUACUUUAUUCCCCAGCACAAUAUACCUGCUGAACGUUUGGGGUGGGGAGGCAACCCUAUGAUGUACUCUGGGGGUACUGCCUUUUUGCUUCCUCAUGCAGUAAGAAAUCCUUUUAAACCAUCCCUACAAAUUACACCUCUCAUCCUACAAACACAAACUAGGGAGGGAAGGAUGAGUGUGUUAAGGGUUGCUUUUAAUUCAAACAGGGGUGAUUUAAUCCUUAUAUAAAUUGCCUCCUAUUAUGAUCAGCAUCAAAAUAAAAUAAAAUGAAGAAAAUAUAUCCAGCAUUUUCUGUUUGUCUACAAGCGAGAAGACCACGUUUGGAUUUGGCCUUGAAAAAAAUGUUUUCCUUUUGCUCAUAAAAAUGAUGGUUGCUUCCUAUUAUUGUUUGUCCUAAAUAUCCCCAAACAAAAGCUCUAAAUCUUUAAUUUGCAAUUUAGAAACGCUCCUAGUUUUAUAUAGGUCAAAUUUUAGGUAAUUUGUAGCUACCCCGUUACAUGUCGAUUUGAAAAAAACAAACAAAAAAAACAUGUUGAAACAUUUCACUUGCAGAUAAAAUGCUCCAUUUUUUUCUUGGGAGGAGAUAUCAAGUCUUCAGUCAAAUAAUUAUGGAAGCUCAAUGUCCUGCUUAAUCGGUUUAAAAAUAGAUGGUGCAUGGCAUUUUGCAUAUUUAUACAGGUGGUCCUGCGCUGUCAUUUAGCUUAGUAGGAAUACAACUUUAAUACUUAAACCCUGUCAGUUCUUCUCCUGACAUAUUUAACAGGAUUUCUUAACAGACCACACAUUAUUUUAUAUAUGUGUGGUCUAAUAAAUUUUGCAAUUCUGUUUUAAAAUAAUAUACACAUAGACCAUUAUAAUCAUUUUUGGAUUUGAAAUGAGGCAAUGUGUAGACAUAAUAACAUACACAUAUAAAUCAGCUGAGUACUUUAGGUAUCUCAUUGCCUCUUUUUUGCCUCCAUCAAAGUAACACUGACCCUCUAUGUAUUGGUUUAAAAAGUGAUGGUUAAUUGCAUAUGCUGUAAAGAGCCCUUUAAUAUCAACCACAAAAUGCACUAGAAUUAUUGCUUUCUGAAUUCAUAACUGGGAGUAUUUUUCUUUCUUAUUAAAGCUCCAAAAUCCCUCCCAAAAUUUGGAUUUUUUUUUAUUUCAGCACGGAAAACAUAGGUUCUUGUAUUAUUAUUUUUUUUAAAUGGUGUGUGAGCGUGUAAUAGAUAGGUUGUGUGUUCAGGAUCAGGAGUGCAUGAGAUGAGUGCUUUUUUUUUUUUUUUGCGGGGUUGGGAGGCUUGAAAAAUAUGAAAAGUGACAAAAAAAUGAAAUGAGGAAUAUUUUCCUUUAAUGUAAAAAGAAUAUUUCUAUCAAUAAAUUAACAUGUAAAAUG
Molecule: messenger RNA, 2951 nt
Organism: Bombina bombina (fire-bellied toad)
Lineage: Eukaryota; Metazoa; Chordata; Amphibia; Anura; Bombinatoridae
Gene: ILRUN
Product: inflammation and lipid regulator with UBA-like and NBR1-like domains
Exons: 5
Coding region: 685-1521 (278 amino acids)
Biological process (GO): macroautophagy
Cellular component (GO): phagophore assembly site
Molecular function (GO): ubiquitin binding
Source: RefSeq, a predicted model, not a curated record